This is a messenger RNA of Lichtheimia ornata, 621 nucleotides long. RefSeq lists its product as uncharacterized. The record is from RefSeq and is a predicted model, not a curated record. The coding region runs from base 1 to 621 and encodes 206 amino acids. The transcript has 4 exons. NCBI's taxonomy places the organism in Eukaryota, Fungi, Mucoromycota, Mucoromycetes, Mucorales, Lichtheimiaceae.
AUGGCUUCCACGUCGGCAACAUUAUCUUUUGAAAAGAAUGCCAUGUUCAUUGUUGCAAACAAAUUAUUGCAGCAGCUGAUUGAUUUGCUGGAUAGCUUGCCGCCAAGCAGUGACGAUGACGACCAGGUGUAUACUAAACCCUCCAUAGUAAUGCCUGGUGGAACGAUCGGCAAACACAGCAGGCAUAUAUACGAUCAUUUUCACUUGCUCCUCUUGCAUAACCCAAAGUUGGGGUCCGAUCCAACAAACAACAACAGCCGGUGGAUUGUGGAUUUUGAUGAUCGAAGCCGAGAUCGACCCAUGGAAGUGCAGCAUGAAAAUGCAGUUCGCUCCUUGAAAGAGAUGCAGCAAAAACUCCACCAAGCACAAGAAAAGAUUCCCUUGGAUACACCCUUACUCUUGGUUGCCACGAUUGAUGAUAAUGACAAAAUACCCAAAUACCAUAUGGAGUCAUCAUUCGAGAGGGAAUUAUGGUAUUGUUGCAUGCAUGCCAUCCACCAUUACGCUUCCAUCAAAGCCAUUUGCAUCGAACACAACGUCCCUGUAUCCAAAGAGUUUGGCGUAGCUCCAUCCACCACGUUAUAUCAUCAUCAACAUCAAAAAAUGACGGGUCACCUUUAA